AUGGUUCUGCUUCCUCAUACAAAUAUAAUUAUUGAUGGCUUUUCUUUUACAGCACAAUUAGAGCAGCCUCAUUAUAUUUUUUUCCUAACUCAUUUUCACUCAGAUCACUAUCAAGGCUUAUCUCCAUCUUGAAACCGUGGCCCAAUUUAUUGUUCACCACAAACUGCUCUUUUAAUAUGUGAUAAAUUUUCAGGAAUUCCUAACAUAUAUCCUCUGGAAAUUGGUGAAACUUAUUGAAUUUCUUUAAAUCUUAAAAAUUGUGCAGGCGUAAAUGUAACCUUUAUCGAUGCGAACCAUUGCCCAGGGGCGGUUAUGAUACUUUUUCAAGGCGAGAUAGGUACAAUUCUUCACACUGGCGAUUUUCGCUAUACCCCUCGGAUGCUCCUAGAGCCUUGCUUGAAUAAUUCCUCAAAUAGCCUGAUCCCAAUAAACCAAUUGAUUCUUGAUAACACAUUUUGCAUGCCCGAGUAUGAUUUUCCAUCCCAAGAAAUGUGCACAAAAUUAAUAAUCCAAAUAAUUGAAGAAAACCCUAACUAUGACACUUGAAUUGCCAUAGAAAACUUUGGGAGAGAAACAUUAUUAGUAGAGCUCUCGUUAUAUUUCAAUACACUUGUAAUAGUAAGUGAGUCUAUGUUUAGAAGGAUUGAAAUUUUAGGAUUAAGGCCAGAUUUAUUCAGCACAAAUAGUGACGAUGGAUGAAUUCAUGCAGUGCCCAGAAAGCAUAUGUUUAGAAUUUAUCAAAGAAACCGAGAGGGGCUUGAUACGAUAGGAAUUUAUUUGUCUGGGUGGUAUAAGAAAUACAGCAAAGAAUGGCCAUUUUACCAUGUUCCUUAUUCAUUGCACUCGAGUUUCUCAGAAAUAAAAGAAUUUGUUGAAAAAAUAAAACCUGAAAGAUUGAGUUAUAUAGUGGCCCCUGGAAAAUCAUUGAUGGGAGUGUUUGAGUUGAGCAGGAAAGUAUUAGAGGAUGUAGCAAAAGAUGAAAAUAUGAUGGAAGGUAUAGAAUUUAAACCACCUGUCAAAAGAAAAAUAGGAAGUGGAGGUGGGGGGUAUUUGAAAAAAUUAAAGAAACCUAAAACAAUUGGUUGUAAGAUUGCUGAAUCGGAGGAAAUUGAUGAGCAUCCAGAGAUAAAUAAGUAUACAAUGCAUUAUUAUAUAUAA
This is a messenger RNA of Blepharisma stoltei, 1158 nucleotides long. Lineage: Eukaryota; Ciliophora; Heterotrichea; Heterotrichida; Blepharismidae. The record is from the annotation of a GenBank genome assembly.